AUGGCUGCUCGAACAUUGGACAAAAUGCGCAAAGCUCAGUCCCUCCUUCGCGACUGCCAUAGCUGGCUUGUUCAAAGCAAUGAGAUGUUGCUUGCCGUUGAGAUGUGCAACAUCGAAGGAAGUCUCGCCCUCCUGUUUGAGAACAGAUGUUUCGCCAAUACCCCCUGUCCUGGACUUCAAGACGAGGAGCUUCCCCGCCUUCCUCCCUCCAAUGGUUACAGACGCGGAACCCGCCGUGGACCCUACAAUGGCGGCCGCAGACCUUACCCAACCAACAGGGGCGGACCAGAAGCGCCUGCAAGUCGCGCCAGCGGCGGACAAAACGCCCGGGUUCAGGCAGGAGCAAGCACUUCCGGAGGCACAGGGAGCUCGAACUGCCCUGAUGACGACCUCAAGCCCCCUGCAGCUCAAGCUACCACGACAGGCGCAUCACCGGCAACAGGUGUGCUCUUGGAUUUCACCGAAGACGUGGAAUUCGUCCAAUUGCCACCAAAUAUGGUAGUCAGCAUGGAAGCAGUCCAAGCAGUUCUCCUGGAACCAAAAGGAAAGCAGUGCUUGCCAGAGGGGCCUGCUGCUGUAAGCAGCGAUCAGCCAGCUCCGGAGGGCUCAGUCCGGGUGGAGGGUGACGCUAGAUCCAUCCACCAGACCAUUAUCCCUGCGGCCGAUGCCACCUUGGGAGGUCCGGACUUCUUCGUCGAUGACUACUGUACUCCGAUGGUUGAAGAAGGUGUUGUUCCAGUCCUACCCCAGCCAGAAAUCUCAAGUUCACCUGCGUGCGACUCCCUUGAGUGCGUGCUGCCCAAUGCAUCGCAAACAUACCAGCGGGGGCAUGGAAUCACCGAGAGCCGAAAAGGCGACGCCAGUGAGGAGUUCCCUGUGUUGACCAGUGCAGAAGCUUCCACCAAGGACAUGUUGGUUGAUCUUGACAACGACCUGGCCGUCAUACUUCCAGGUGGAACUGACGCAGACACCGACAGCACUGCUCAUACCGAAGGAAAGGGUGUUCUUGCCGAUGGCUUUGAUUCCGGGGUUUCCUUAAAUCUUCAACUAGAGGAUUUGGAAGACGAUGAAAUCGUUUUCCAAGGAAACGCAGCAAAGCGUAUCUGUCCGGAUUUCAAGGCCGUGUUUGUCAGUUCGGACGACUCCCCUCAGACAGCGCGUCGUGUCAUUGAUCUCAAAACAAUUUUUGAGAAAUAUUUCGAGGUGGUCAUUUGCAAGUGA
Messenger RNA from Penicillium vulpinum, 1221 nucleotides. RefSeq lists its product as uncharacterized. The coding region runs from base 1 to 1221 and encodes 406 amino acids. The transcript is spliced from 3 exons. The record is from RefSeq and is a predicted model, not a curated record. NCBI's taxonomy places the organism in Eukaryota, Fungi, Ascomycota, Eurotiomycetes, Eurotiales, Aspergillaceae.